AUAAAUGACAGGAAUGAAUGAAUCCCUCAACGUAAACAAAACCACGUGACUACAAACCCCUCGCUUGUUAUUUUGAGAUUGGUUAAUCUCUCUGUUUGACAUACUUUUUAAUCAAUUUCUUUUGGGUCUUGGCUUUGCUUUCGAAGGUGACACUCUGUGGUAUAGAUAGAUUCAGCAUGAGUGUCACAGUGACCCUUGAAGAUGAGGCACAGACGAAGUGCCAUGUGCUUUUGUACGAAAUUGAAAAUGCAGCAGAAGUGCGACAACUCAUUAUGAAGGGACAGGUUGAAGCAAGUCUCAUUAAGCCAGAAAUGAUUGUCGACUCUUUCCAAGUCAUUGUUGCAGCUAACAAGGCUGUACGGUGUUUGGCUCUCAAGAAGAUGACAACAAGAUCGGUUUUUGCAGAGAUUAUUUACAACUUGUCACCCACAAGAACUAUUACAGAAUCCCUAAAGAACUUCGGGUUAGGGGACGAUGACAAACAUAUCCUGGCUGUUGUCUUGGAUGAUGGCUCCGGAGAGAAGUUAAAACAACUACACGGACAAGUUAAAGGAAAAGAAAUACCAGUAGCAGAGCUUUCGUCCCUGACCAACAAAAGCAAAGUAACAGAGACUUACAAGGUGACACCCUCAGAACUAACAGUUAGCAGCCUUGUGGAUGCUGUUGUCUCCCGAAUGGCAUGCAAGGAGUUUCUUCUGUUGUAGCAAACUGAAUGUAAAAAAGGAGUUUUUUGAUUUAUUUGAUUUAACUUAAUUAUUAAUAAUAACACAUCUCGAUUUUGA
Messenger RNA from Penaeus vannamei (Pacific white shrimp), 782 nucleotides. Its product is annotated as EKC/KEOPS complex subunit Tprkb. Gene Ontology annotation, cellular component: nucleus; cytosol; EKC/KEOPS complex. NCBI's taxonomy places the organism in Eukaryota, Metazoa, Arthropoda, Malacostraca, Decapoda, Penaeidae. Gene Ontology annotation, biological process: tRNA threonylcarbamoyladenosine modification. The record is from RefSeq and is a predicted model, not a curated record.